Cyclocybe aegerita is the source of this 1347-nucleotide messenger RNA. The record is from the annotation of a GenBank genome assembly. Lineage: Eukaryota; Fungi; Basidiomycota; Agaricomycetes; Agaricales; Hemipholiotaceae.
AUGUCCGACUCCCUCUCCCCGCCCAAGCUCUCCCGCAACCGCGCAGAGUCAACCACCCUCCGUCCUAACAUCACCAUCCACACUCUUGGUCGCCGUCGCUCCGCCUCCUGCCUUAACUGCCCCCAACACCCCGCCGUCGACACCGCGGCCGCUGUCUCACAAGCACAAGACCAGAAACCCCCCACCAUGAUUGAAUGGCUCAUCUCCACGUUCAUCCAAUGGCUCCAGUACCCCCAGAAACACGCACUCUCCUGGUCAACACCCUCCUCCCCCCGCUCCAGCACCGACGAGUUCGUUCUCCCACUCUCCGCCUCCGCAACCGCCGUGUCCUUUACCGUCCCCGAGCCUCCCUCAAUUCCGACAUGGCGCCUCCGAUUACCCUCUAUUCAUCUACCAAUCCUGUUUGUGAUCUUGUUGUUGCCCGUUUCAACGGGAUUUGUGCUUUGGUGUCUUUCUACACUUCCAAUAUCCCAGUCAUGGCCCCAUGACAUUGCAGACUUAGCCCAGCUAGGUCGCGAACUCCAUGGCUACUCACAAAGCGGCCCCGGUCCUCUCUCUCAUGUCAUUGGUGUUAUGGCUAUUUCUGCCGUCUGGAAACACGCUUGGUCUAUUCCGGGAAGCGUGUUAUGGAAUGUCCUCGCCGGCGCUCUUUUCUCUCCCCUUUACGCGACCGUCCUCCUUACCACUCUCACAACCGUCGGUUCCGUCUGCGCAACGCUACUGGCCAUGCCCCUCGGUCCCUUUCUCGCGAAUGUCUUUCCGCGGGCCUUGGAGAUGACCCGCAACGCCUUAGAGGGCGACUCCGAUUCCGAUCGUGAUAUCUCCGGAAAUAAAUUGAAGCCUAGAUCCUCCGCCUGGGUUCGGCUUUCUGUGCUUCGCCUUAUUGGCGUUGUCCCUUGGUCAGGCAUAAACAUAGCGUGCGGCGUCUGCGGAGUCUCCCUUACAGACUGUAUGCUGGGGACGUUCAUCGGAUGCUUGCCAUGGACCGCCGUAACGUGUCAGAUCGGCGACAUCCUUCAAACAGUCGCGUCUACACCCUCAGCAUCACCGCAAACGGUCACGUCUCUCCUUGCGACCCCGGAUAUCGUUUUGAAGCUCGUCUUCCUCUCCGUGCUUUCCCUCGCACCCAUACUCUUGCGGGGUCAUCUUCACUCUAUCAUUUCGGAUUCACCAGCUGCUACAUCACCCGACUCAGAUGAUCGACAGUCAAGGUGGAUAUGGGUGCAGGAAUGGCGAACCAAGAUUAGAUUAUCAUCCCGGUCGCGCGCACGCGAGCAGAAGAUGGAACAGCACACCCUCGACACAUUGAUUCACGAGAAGAGAAGACUAGAAGACCUUUCUUCGUAA